AUGUCGACUUCGCGAAGCAAUUCCACCGUCGUUGGCGCUCGACUUAAUGGACCUCCAAAUUUUGGCGAUCCGGUGCUACCACAGUCAAGUCCUCCACCUAGCUAUGUGCAAGUGCGGAGCGUCUCCAGACGAGAGAUUGGCGGCUUUGUGGUUCAACAUGGUGCUUCACAAGAUCAUUCACUGCCUACGUCAGACUCGGAGCAGGGAAGAUCAACUCCGCCCAUUGUGACUGGCACGGUAACAAAUUUGGAGGACAUACGACACACGGAACAAUACGUUCACUUGAACAAUCGAAUAUCGAGUGUACCUAAUUAUCCCGUACUGCUCGAGGGCGCCCAGACCCCGAGGAGGGAGAGGUCGCAACGGCGAUCCUCAGUUGCAAGCACCAACACUGCAGGCUUGCUGAUAUCUGUCGGCUCUAUGCCAGGAUCGGAACCUUUCGACGAGAGUUCCCUAAGGACCUCUUAUGCUGCAGGUUUUUCUGCUGCGUAUAAUUCACACGAACCUGUCUCUCCACUUCUGUCGCCAUUGUCGCCCUUUGAAGCAGCUACUGCUCAGAUCAUGACUGUUCAACGAGUCAACAGGUCGUCUACCAUCAGCAGUCCUCCAUCGCAUCAGCCGUCAUGGUCUGUUGACACGGCGUCAAAUUUCGCCGACCGCUGGAAUCCACCCAGUCAAGGUUACUAUUCUCCUGAAUUAGAAGACCAGCCAUUUGUGCGACCGAGUCAAACAUGGCCUUCGCCAUCUCUGGAGCAAAGAAUUGCUCGGUUGCAGGCGGACCCGCGAAUGCACUUCAGCAAGCCGCGAGAAGGUGCAAGAGACAUCAAUUGUCCACCAACACCACCACCCAAAGAUCCGGGAUACGUUGCUCGACGGCCGACCAAGAAAUCCAAAAGCCGUGGCCUAGGCAGCUUGCGCAAAGCGCACUCCACGCCAAAUCUGUUACUCUUCCCACGCACGGAGCAGAAUAGCCAUGGCAGAACCCGAUCGCAUGGACAACCAAGGCAAGAGUGGGGUAACGCCGUUGCCACAAAGGCACCUGCUCCCAAAAGAUACUCGUCUUUAAGAAAAUCAUCUCAGAUCUUGAAUCUGUGCGCAAAGUUUAUCCAUAGAUCUGUACCUCGGAUUUCUGUUUCAGCUUGA
Verruconis gallopava is the source of this 1143-nucleotide messenger RNA. RefSeq lists its product as uncharacterized. The transcript is spliced from 2 exons. Bases 1 to 1143 code for a protein of 380 amino acids. NCBI's taxonomy places the organism in Eukaryota, Fungi, Ascomycota, Dothideomycetes, Venturiales, Sympoventuriaceae. The record is from RefSeq and is a predicted model, not a curated record.